ACAUUUAUAUUUAAUUUGAUGUUAUUUCAACAUCCAUAGAGCAAUUGUUCAGUAGAAUAUUUAUUUCAAAACAUUCAGUUUGAGUUACUUUCAAACAUCAUUUAUGUUUUAUAUUGUAUUAUUUUUUUCAGUUUUUUACUUUGCUUCCACGUGUGACCGGUGUGUUUUUGCGUUGUGUCUGACAAAGAAAGGUAAAAGAAAGAAAGACCUCCAAGUAAAUAACUUGCUCGCUCCAGCUCCUACAACCAAAUACAAACAGUGGGGGAGAGGGUUAGCUCAACCCAUCACAACUUCCAAGCUAGCCAGAAUUAUAUAUUCAUGCUAGCAUUAACGGCGCCUAAAACACAUUUGUGGCACACACAUACUACACAUUUAUAGCAUCUAACAAAAACUGGCACAAUGAUGACAAUAAUUGAACUAAAGACACACAAUCAGAAACAUCAGGGUGGCUAAAUAUAGAUUAUAUGUGUGUUGUACAGGGUCUGGAAAGAAAUGACACCAACCUCUCCCACAGGGUAAUUGUAGAAAAGGGGAGAGGCCAAAGGGGUACACUGUAUUUAUAGGGUUGCACCAAAGAAGAAGAAGGACAAUGAGGAGGGGCUCCAACUGAUAAAGAACAUAACUACAGGCUUGAAGGUCCUAAAAGUCAGGUAUAAACUGGAAAAUAAAAUUUGUGGUCUAGAACACAUUUUGUGUAAUUAUAACAACAUGUAAUGUCCGUUACACACGGAGUCAGACAUGCUAGUAAUUUUUAAAAGUGGUCUUGAGCAAUAGUUCUCCAGGAUUUCUGAAAGUCUUUGAAAGUUUUAUCUUUGGAUCGUGGCUGCUUUUUCUCUCACUUACAGUUCAGUCCUUGUACUUGACCACUUUCAGAGGAAUGCUUGUUAAGCCACUUAACACUGACCUAUGAAUCAGUAAAGCAUAAAAAGGCCCCUAACUCAAAGGGUGAACCAGUGCUAUGUCUAAAAACAAUGGCUGGCUUAACAAAAACAAAAAACCAUUUAAAGGCAUUAUGUUAUUGCUAUCCUGUCACAAAAACACAUAAAAUGAUUUCAUAUUUCUUUAAUGGAAUCUAUGAAAAAUGUCAAAGAUAGCACAGAUUAUGUUUGCACCGACAAGGUGAUUCCCAAAGAGCUAUUAGCCAAAAACUUGUCAUGUCUUGAAAUUGUGUUCAGUGUGGUCAUAAAAAUUGUGAGAAAACUAGAGAAUUUCCUGCAGACGAACAAUCUCUGUAAGUCAGGAAUAUGACAUUUAAAAAAAAAAAAAGCUUGAAGACCUGAGAGACGCACCUGUCCCUUCAGUUAGGAUGUCUUGAGCAACAGCUCGCCAGGAUUCCGCCCAAUAUUUUUUUCUUUUCCCCCUCUUGAGCUAUUACAGGGGGUAUCCGGAUUUGAACCGGAGACCUCUUGAUCUGCAGUCAAAUGCUCUGCCACUGAGCUAUGCCCCCUACACGAGAGCAGUACCGGGCUCCAAACCGUUAGCAGAUGAUCCCUCAACUGUUCGCCAUCACAAAUGAUCUCAAUGGAAGGGUGGCUGCCAACAAGCUAUUCUUAAUGAAAAGGCAGAAACAAGGAAAUGUCUCAAGGAAAGGAAAGGAAAAGAAACAAGGAGAAAAGGCUGAGGUAUGACAAAUUGCACGAGAGCUGGCCUGGAAUAUCAGUGGGAACAGGUCCUAUGGCGUGAUGAAUCCUAGUUACUAGUAUGACACUAGCAGCCUAGGAGAGAAUUUAAAUGUGUGUCUUUGUUCAAAAUUCCCCUAAAAAUUCACCCUAAAACUAAAUUUGUCCCUUAACAAAGAAAUUUGUCCGAAGCUUUUUUGUUAGGCUUACUCCUAUUGGAUAUCCAAUGGUAGUAAUGACGCAUUUUGCAGAACUCCAAGUUUUUUGUUUUGGUUCAACAUCACAAUUAAGUCUUUUUAUAAAUACAUGCAUAAACGGGAAUACGGUUACAUGGACCAAUUUCUUUUUUACAGGAAGCCACUGGGGAUUUGUUUUCAAAAAGAUAGUGACGGUCACGUCCACGUUUUGAAGCUGAGCCAGUAUUAUUCCCAGUAACUGCCUGUAUAUGAAUGUUCUUAAAAUUUGUGAGUAAACAAGACAAAACAUCUCACACUUGUUGAUUUGUGUUAGUCUGGGCCCGCUAUUAUCACGACACAAAGGAGUACAAUGUUGUUACUGUACUCAUCAGUGGAAACGGCCUACUUUCUCUUUCCAUCAAUAUAGGACAAAACAUUUUAAAGGCUCUUAACCACUUUUCCAUGUCAAAGGUGAUGUACUAAAAGUAGAUGCUACUGUAGAUCUCAGCAGUUUUCAAAUGAGAUUUUUAAUGAGCUUACAUUAUGUGCUGUAGGGCAGCUACCAGCAGCUCUUUUGGGGUUUGUAGAAGGUCAUCUGGGUUGAAUGAGCCCAUUUAGCUACACUGUGGAGGAAUAUCAUGAUAAUGUAGCAUGGUGCCAUCCAGGCCGCCAGUCCCUAAAACAAGGAGGCUAUUGUACUGUAGUAAAAUGAAAUGGGGUGGGGUGGGAUGCUCAGAUUGUGCAAUGAAUUUUAUGGAAAACAGAAUGAUUACUUCUUCAUACUGGAAGCUGUGGGGAAAAACAAAACAGGAUUAGGCACUUACAAUGACUUCAGCUCCCAGCACACUGGAAAUAUUUCUUCAUCACUUUUGUAUGUUGGUUCCUUCUGUAUGUGCUGUCAGUUACUCAUUGAUUUUAUCACAAUUUAUACUGUGUUUGCAUUAAGUGGAUGUGCACCGACUGCACUAUUAAACUGUACGUAGUGUUUUGUAAACAAAGCAGACCUCCAGUACAGAAAUAGUGGAUGUCCUUCACAGACCUGCAGCAAACCAUUUUUUUUUAUCAGCUAUUUAUCCGAACAACCUUCGUUUCAUUAAAUUCAUGUUAUACGCUGAUAGAUGUCAAAGUCACAGCCAACUUUCCACAACGCCAGUGUGUUUAGUUGUUUUUUAUAUACACGGAAAAUGGACUGGUUCUUAUAUAGUGCUUGUCUACUCUAUGUGAGCACUCGCUUUUUUACUACAAGCCUCAUUCACACAACUGCUUAUUCUAUGUCUAAGCUUAUUUAAUCUCACAUUCACACACUUUCUCUUAGGGGUUCGGCGGGUCGGUGGCGUUUAGUGGGUUUGGUGGGAUUUGGUGGGGUUCGGUAUCCUGCCCAAGGAGACUUUGACAUGCAGUCUAGAGUCUAGAUUAUAUCUGCCAAACAGAAGCAAGCUGUUUGAAAUUCUUUUGAUUUGUAGUGAAUCAAUCUCACCAACAUGUCUUUAAUUUGUAUUUUUAUAUUAUUGGACUCUACUGGAAUAGGUCUGCAUAAUUAGAGUUCAAAAGACUUCUUUAUCCUAUAUCUUUAUUCGCUGAUAUCCUAGACAGCCAAGAGUCGAGUAGAGAAAAUGGUUGAAAACUGUAUUUAGAGAACUUUAGGUUCACCUGUUCGCCUCCUUAUUUACCGCAAACAUCUAUCAUCAGCCAAUCACAUGGAAGCAGCUCAAUGCUUUUAGGCAUGUAGACAUGGUAAAGGUGACCCACUGAUGUGAAAACUAAGCAUCAGAAAGGAAGAAAGGUCAUUUCAGUGACUUUGAAUGUGGCAUGGUUGAUGGUGCCACGUGGGCUGAAUAUUUCAAACCACUGACCUACUGGGAUUUUUCAUGCAUAGCCAUCUCUAAAGUUUGAACAACAGAUUACUUUAAAAAUUGUUGCCUGGUCUGAUGAAUCUGAGUUUCUGCUGCAUGAUUUGCUAGGCCCAGAAUUUGUCACGAACGACAUGAAAAUAGUGAGCCAUUCUUUAUUGUAUCAAGUGUUUAGGCAGCUGGGAGGGACAGUUUCAGGAGAUUUCAGUUGAGAAAUUGUUUUCAGCAAUUGUUCUUUGGACUUUUGGAAGGUCUUCCAAAAAAAAAAAAAAAAAAAAAAGCUAAGGUCCCCUUCAGAUCUCAACUGCUCUCAGAGUUGUCUUUUUCAUUGGUGGCUCUAUAGGGGGCAUCUGGAAUUGAACCAGAGACCACUUGAUCUGCAGUCAAAUGCUCUACCACUGAGCUACACCCCCGAUGCAAGAGUUGCACCUGGCCCUUCAGAUGAUCUGUAAACUGUUCACCAAUGCCCCACCACAAAUGGUUUUCUUCUUGACAUCCACCCUGGUGGUGUAAUGAUGUGAUUAACAUUUUCUUGGCACACUUUGGGCCACCUAGUACCCAUUGAGCAUCUAACAAACACAUAACAAGUUUUUUUGCGUGGGCUGUUGCUGUACGUCACGGUCCCAGAAACUGCAGGAGGAGUGGAGCAGAACAAAGUCCAAGGUGUUUAAAGUCCAGUAUGAAGUUACCACUAUCUAUGAUCUAUGAUUGCUCUGUGUGUCAUGGCAUGUGCAGCCACCUACCAGGCCUUUUCAGAGCAGUUUUAUGGAGAUGCUGGUUUCCUUUUCCAGCAGGACUUGGCAGCUGCCCGCAGUGUCAAAAUUACUGCUGGUUUGCUGACCAUGUCGUUAUUGUACUUAAUUGGUAAGCCAACUUGCCUGAUCUGAACCUACGGAAUAUGGUCAAGAGGAACAUUAAAAAGAUCCAAACUAGAAAUAGAGCUGAGCUCAGCAAUCAAAGCAGCAUGGGCUUCAGUAACACCUCAGCAGUGCCAUGAGCUGAUCACCUCCAGAUCUGAUAUGGACUAUUUUUUUUUAUGUUUUUAAUUUCUAAAAAUAGCUUUUCCCAUAUAAAUGUAUUAAAUUUAAAUUUAAAAAAAUAGAUAAUUUCAAAAACAUGUGCGGUCUGACCCUCUGUUACUGUAUUUCUCCACCAGUCAUGACUAUUAAUCAACCAGAUGAAUGUGCAGCCAUUAUGAAGAAGGCAAUAUUGACAUAACUCUACUGGUACAUUGAGGUUAUGUGUUAAGUGCUCAUGUCCCAGAGUGUACAACGUGACUACGGGCCCGUUGGUUUGAUGUCCUGUUUAGCUCUGGCCCUGGCUGUUGCAUUGGUCUUCUGAUGAUGUCCUGCUACCUUGCCUGAGGGUCUGGACCCUCAACACAACAUGUUCCAGUUUUCUAAACAAUCAAUGGACAUCAGACUGUUCCAAUCUCUUUUUGGCUUUACUAAACAUGGAGGAAAUCACAUUUUUCCUUCGAUUCUGUUGUUGUAUAACAGUGUAGCACAUUUUUUGCAUUUAUCAUCUCAAAUUUAUAUGGAUUUCAUGACCAAGAUUUCUGUUUUUAGCUUUAAAAAAUGACAUAUUCUUUAACGUUCAGUCUGUCACUGUGUCUGUAUCACACAACUAAGCCCUUACAAACCUCGGUUACUCUGCUUCUGGGACCUUAUCGACCUCUACCCCAUUGUGUGCCUGAGCUGUUUGUAUUUUUCCUGCAGAGAUAUUCAUGCAGAAUUAGAGCUGAGAAGAUGUGAAACCGAUGAUAACGAGGACAAAAGUGGUCUUUGUGAGGGACCUCCACUAUGAAGCAGGAGGGGUGAGGGGUGUGCGGAGGUUACGCUGGUGACAAGGGGACAGACACGGAUUGAGAGCAUGAAAUAAUACUAGGCUGACUCACCAUGCUUUAAAUGAGCUGCUAUUCUCUUUUUUUCUCUCUCCACUCUUUUUUUUCCUCUGAGUCAUAAUUCCAUUCUUACAAAAUCCCUCUCAGAUGGAGUGGCCUUUUAUUUCAUAGCCGACAGAGACUGAGCUCACCCUACUCAUGGGGAUUGCUUCCAUCCAUAGAUCUCCACAUUUCACUGUGCUCUUCUGCUCUGAAGAGCCUCCUGAGACAACUACAAAGAGACAAAGAUCAGUGCCAAUAUGCUGAUCUUCCUGUGCACUAACAUGAUCGGGAUCUGUACUCACUACCCCGCUGAAGUCUCCCAAAGACAGGCCUUCCAGGAGACUAGAGGAUACAUUCAGGCCAGACUGCACCUACAGAGGGAAAACCAGCAACAGGAGCGCUUACUGCUGUCGGUGCUGCCACAUCACGUUGCCAUGGAGAUGCAGGCUGAUAUCAGUGCCAAGAAGGAAGAUAUGAUGUUCCACAAGAUCUACAUUCAAAAACACGACAAUGUUAGCAUACUGUUUGCAGACAUUGAGGGCUUCACCAGCCUGGCAUCUCAGUGCACGGCCCAGGAGCUGGUCAUGACGCUGAACGAGCUGUUUGCCCGCUUUGACAAGCUGGCUUCGGAGAAUCACUGUCUGCGUAUUAAAAUCCUUGGCGACUGUUACUACUGUGUGUCAGGACUGCCUGAGCCCCGUGCUGACCACGCCCACUGCUGUGUAGAGAUGGGAGUAGACAUGAUUGAAGCUAUCUCGCUGGUGAGAGAGGUUACAGGCGUUAACGUGAACAUGCGGGUGGGCAUCCACAGCGGGCGCGUUCACUGCGGGGUGCUUGGCUUGCGCAAGUGGCAGUUUGAUGUGUGGUCUAACGACGUGACCCUUGCCAACCAAAUGGAGGCUGGGGGAAAGGCUGGUCGUAUCCACAUCACCAAAGCGACACUGCAGUAUCUGAACGGGGACUAUGAAGUGGAGCCAGGUUUUGGAGGGGAGAGGAAUGCUUACCUGAAGGAACACAACAUUGAAACCUUCUUGGUGCUGGGCUGCAGCCAGAAAAGGAAAGAAGAGAAAGCCAUGAUAGCUAAAAUGCAGCGUACACGUGCAAAUUCUGCAGAGGGAGUGAUGCCACGUUGGGUGCCUGACAGGUCUUUCAACAGAAACAAGGAGCCUAAAGCCUACCAGAAGAUGGGCAUCGAUGAAGCAUCCAGCAAAGAAAAUCGCUGUACUCAGGAGGCACUGAACACCGAGGAUGAGGUGGAUGAGUUUCUCGGACGGGCCAUCGAUGCGCGCAGCAUUGACCAGCUGAGGAAAGAUCAUGUCAAGAAGUUUCUGCUCACUUUUCAGACUGAAGAACUUGAGAAAAAGUACUCUAAAAAAGUUGACGAUCGUUUCGGGGGAUAUGUGGCCUGCAUACUUUUUGUCUUUUGUUGUAUCUGCUUCAUUCAAGUUAUUAUUUUCCCAAAAACGCCGCUUAUGCUCGGUCUUUACAUUAGCGUCUUCGUCAUCCUCGCCAACAUCCUCUUCGUCUGUGCCAUCUACUCCUGCAUCAAACUUUUUCCAGCUGCCUUGCAGACAGUGACCAAGAAAAUAGUCCGAUCUCGAGCAAACAGCACACUGGUGGCCGUCUUCACCAUCCUCCUCCUCUAUAUCUCUUCUUUUGCUAACAUGUUUACAUGCAGCAGAGAGAACCUGAAGGAGUGUGUGGCCAAGGAGUUGAACACAUCAAUGACUUCCUGCCUGCUUUAUAACCUGACCAUCAACGGUUCGACUCUGUGUUCCAGCCAGACAAUGCCCUGCCCUUUUCCAGAGUAUUUCAGCUACAGUGUAUUGCUGACCCUGCUGGCCUGCUCUGUGUUCCUCCACAUCAGCAGCAUAGGGAAGCUGGCUCUCAUGCUGUUCAUCCAGCUCACUUUCCUCCUGCUAGUGGAGUGGCCUCAGGUGGCCCUGUUUGACAACGCAGACAUGCUGGUCAUUGCCUACGAAUUCUGCGACGAUGUGACCAAGGUCUCCCUAAAGGUCAUGACUCCUAUAAUCCUCACAGUUUUUGUUCUGGCUCUCUACUUGCACGGCCAGCAGGUGGAGUCCACCGCUCGUCUGGACUUCCUCUGGAAGCUGCAGGCUACAGAGGAGAAGGAGGACAUGGAGGAGCUGCAGGCGUACAAUCGCCGCUUGCUCCAUAACAUCUUGCCAAAGGACGUAGCUGCUCACUUCCUUGCACGGGAGCGUCGUAAUGACGAGUUGUACUAUCAGUCAUGUGAGUGUGUUGCUGUCAUGUUUGCCUCCAUAAGCAACUUUUCGGAGUUUUAUGUGGAGCUGGAGGCUAACAACGAGGGGGUGGAGUGUCUCAGGCUCCUCAAUGAGAUCAUCGCUGACUUUGAUGAGAUUAUCAGUGAGGAGAGGUUCCGUCAGCUGGAAAAAAUCAAAACCAUUGGCUCCACCUACAUGGCAGCUUCUGGCCUCAAUGACUCCACCUACGAUAAAGAGGGCCGUUCACACAUCCUGGCUUUGGCUGAUUAUGCCAUGAGGCUUAGAGAGCAGAUGAAAUACAUCAACGAGCACUCCUUUAACAACUUCCAGAUGAAGAUAGGGUUGAACAUGGGGCCUGUUGUAGCAGGGGUGAUAGGAGCCAGGAAACCCCAGUAUGACAUCUGGGGGAACACGGUCAAUGUGGCCAGCAGGAUGGACAGCACAGGCGUGCCAGACUACAUUCAGGUGACUACAGACUUGUACCACGUGUUGGCCAACAAUGGAUACCAGCUGGAAUGUCGAGGUGUCGUCAAGGUGAAGGGGAAGGGAGAGAUGACCACUUACUUCCUCACCAGCGGCCCCCCAGGUAGUUAACGAGAGACCGUUUGACCGCAGAGUGACUCCCACUCCACUGAUACGUCAGAGACUGCAAAGAGAGACAGAGAGUGGUCAGCUCGAAGCGUGGUGCAAGCACUCUGGGGACAGUAGAAGGCCAGCAGAGACGUGACUGUAUGUUGCUCAGAUGCACAAAUGGAGGGUGUUGUUCGUGUUAGGAGGUUGUUUUUUUUCUCCCCAAGCUGUCCAAGAGAUAAUGAAGCCCAGUUGCCUUAGGACGGAAGUGACUAUGCUUGUGUUUAUGAGCAAUAGUACAAGUAUUUCAUCUGGAGUAAUUAUUUAUUUUUUUGUGGAAAAAAACAAAACUGUUUUAUAAAAGAAUAUAUGCAAGGACAACACUAUGGAUGAAAAUAACCAAAGAACAAGUGUUUGACAUUUGACACACACUAAUGAAUCUGCUCAAAAAGUACAGUAAACUUAAGUAAUUUAUUCAUCCUUUUGCUAGCAAAGGCCACGGUAAUGUCACUGUCAUUGACAGGCAUGAACCCUUAUUUUGUUGUGGACUUUAUAAUGAAGGAGAACGUGCACGUAUGCACAUAUAUGCAGACAACAAACGCAACUACCCUGUCUUGGAUUUUUGUGUUUCUUAUCAGGGCCUUAUUUGUUUCCUCCAGUCUGUAGUUUUUAACAGUCUGGAUCUGGGCUGUUUGUGGUUCCCUUAAAUCUCUGAGCACUUUGCUCUCCGAAUAUUUCUUUUUUUCUCUUUUUGGUUCAAGCCAAAAACAAGAAGUACGACAUGAAGGAAGCACGAUUGCAUUACUGUCACGGAAAUGAAGAGACAUUGUUAAACUGUUAUGAAACAUUUUAUACCAGUGUGUGUGUGUGUGUGUGUGUGUGUGUGGGUGUGUGUGUGUGAGACAAUGUGCUGUAUGUGUGUGGGUGUGACCACAUGUUACUGAAUGCUGUUCUUUAUCUAUAAGUGGGCAUACCUUCACUCUUCACUGUGAGGUUUUUAAGAUACUGUAUGACAAUGCUUUCUUGCCAAACUGGUUGCUACGAGGCAUGUUUUAUAUUAUUCUUUGGAGUUAUGUGUCCAUUCCUGAUUUAUGUGUGUGUGUGUGUGUGUGUGUGUGU
Messenger RNA from Haplochromis burtoni (Burton's mouthbrooder), 9465 nucleotides. Its product is annotated as adenylate cyclase type 6. The record is from RefSeq and is a predicted model, not a curated record. Lineage: Eukaryota; Metazoa; Chordata; Actinopteri; Cichliformes; Cichlidae. The transcript is spliced from 20 exons. Gene Ontology annotation, cellular component: plasma membrane. Gene Ontology annotation, biological process: intracellular signal transduction; adenylate cyclase-inhibiting G protein-coupled receptor signaling pathway; adenylate cyclase-activating G protein-coupled receptor signaling pathway. Gene Ontology annotation, molecular function: adenylate cyclase activity. The coding region runs from base 5788 to 8370 and encodes 860 amino acids.